CCUUCAGCGGCUGCUCAGCGAUGGCCUUUGGAGCUGUGCUCUUCCUGGGGGUUCUGGCUGCUUGUCACGGAUUCAACCUGGAUGUGGAGGAGCCCAGGGUCUUCCAGGAGGACGGAGCUGGCUUCGGGCAGAGCGUGGCCCAGUUUGGCAGAUCUAGACUCGUGGUGGGAGCCCCCCUGGAGGUGGUGGGAGCCAACCAGACCGGACGGCUGUACGACUGCGACGCUGCCUCCGGCCUGUGUCAGCCCCUUUCACUGCACAUCCCCCUAGAGGCUGUGAACAUGUCCCUCGGCCUGUCCCUCGCGGCCUCCGUCCACCGCCCCUGGCUAUUGGCCUGCGGCCCCACCAUGCACAGAGCCUGUGGGGAGAACAUGCACGUGGAAGGGUCCUGCCUCCUGUUGGACUCCCAGCUGCAGGUUGUCCGGAGAGUCCCCGAUGCCCAGCCAGAGUGUCCGCACCGAGAGAUGGACAUUGUCUUCCUCAUCGAUGGCUCGGGCAGCAUUGGCCAAAUUGACUUUAAGCAGAUGAAGAACUUUGUCAGAGCCGUGAUGGGCCAGUUUAAGGGCACCAGCACCCUGUUCUCGCUGAUGCAGUACUCCAACAUCAUGGAGACCCACUUCACCUUCACCCAGUUCCAGGCCAGCCCGGGCCCUCAGAGCCUGCUGGAGCCCAUCGUCCAGCUGAAAGGACUGACCUUCACAGCCUCGGCCAUCCAGAUGGUGGUGAAGGACCUAUUUCACAGUAGGAACGGGGCCCGCCAAAGUGCCAAGAAGAUCCUCAUUGUUAUCACGGACGGACAGAAGUACAAAGACCCCCUCGAGUACAGGGACGUCAUCCCCCAGGCCGAGAGAGCCGGCAUCGUCCGCUAUGCCAUUGGGGUGGGAGGCGCUUUCCAGGAACGGGCCGCCAGGCAGGAGCUGGACACCAUCGGCUCCGCGCCCGCGCAGGAACACGUGUUCAAGGUGAACAACUUUGCGGCGCUCGGCAGCAUCCAGAAGCAGCUGCAGGAGAAGAUCUUUGCGGUGGAGGGAACCCAGUCGAGGACAAGUAGCGCUUUCCAGUAUGAGAUGUCACAAGAAGGCUUCAGUUCCGCACUCACAAAGGACGGACCAGUUCUGGGCGCUGUGGGGAGCUUCAGCUGGUCUGGAGGUGCCUUCCUGUACCCCCCAAAUAAGAAACCUCCCACCUUCAUCAACAUGUCUCAGGAGAAUGUGGACAUGGCGGACUCCUACCUGGGUGAGAAGAGGCUCUGGCUGUGCGGACAGGCGGGAGAUGAGCUGCCUGGGGGACAGGGGACGGGGGAGAGGCGGGACCUGGCCCAGAGGGUGCCCUGCGCCAGGGCAGACAGGGUGACGUGAGGCUCUGCCCUCCAGAUUGGCUCCUACUUCGGGGCCUCCCUCUGCUCCGUGGACGUGGACAGAGAUGGCAACUCCGACCUGGUCCUCAUCGGGGCUCCCCAUUACUACGAGCCGACCCGGGGGGGCCAGGUGUCCGUGUGCCCCUUUCCCCGGGGGGCCAGGUGGCAGUGCCGGGCCAUUCUCCGUGGGGAGCAGGGCCACCCCUGGGGCCGCUUUGGGGCAGCCCUGACCGCCAUGGGGGACGUGAAUGGGGACAAGCUGACGGACGUGGCCAUCGGGGCCCCGGGGGAAGAGGAGAACCAGGGUGCUGCAGUGUACCUCCACGGAGCCUCGGGGCCGGGCAUCAGCCCCUCCCACAGCCAGCGCAUCGCAGGCUCCCAGCUCUCCCCCCGGCUCCAGAGUUUUGGGCAGUCACUGAGCGGAGGUCAGGACCUCACCCAGGAUGGACUGGCAGACCUGGCUGUGGGGUCCCGAGGUCACGUGCUGCUGCUCAGGAGCCGGCCAGUGCUGAGCGUGGGGGUGGCCCUCAGAUUUGCCCCCUCCGAGGUGGGGCAGGCUGAGUACCAGUGCCCGGAAGAGGCGCCCUCCCCCCUGGAAGCUGCGAGCGCCACAAUCUGUCUCACUAUCCACAAAAGCUCACCUGACCAGCUAGGGGACGUCCGCAGCUCCGUCAGGUAUGACCUGGCCUUGGACCCAGGCCGCCUGAUUUCUCGCGCCAUUUUUGAAGAGACCAAGAACUGGACUUUGGCGCGAAGAAAAAUCUUGGGGCUGGGAGAGCACUGUGAAACCCUGAAGUUGUUUUUAUCAGGCUGUGUGGAGGACGUGGUGAGCCCCAUCGUCCUGCGGGUCAACUUCUCCCUGGUGGGGCAGCCCAUCCCCUCCGCCCAGAACCUCCGCCCCGUGCUGGCUGUGGGCUCCCAGGACCUCUUCACUGCUUCUCUCCCCUUUAAGAAGAACUGUGGGCAAGAUCAUCUCUGUGAAGGGGACUUGAAUGUCAACCUCAGCUUCUCGGGCCUACAGGCCCUGGUGGUGGGAAGCUCUCUAGAACUCAACAUGACAGUGGCUGUGUGGAAUGAGGGUGAGGAUUCCUACAGAACUGUGAUCAACUUCUACUACCCAGCAGGGCUGUCCUAUCGACGAGUGUUAGUUACUCAGCAACCCCAUCAGCGCCCACUACACCUGGCAUGUGAGGCAGUGCCCACAGGGAGUGACAGCCUGAGGAGCAGUAGCUGUAGCAUCAACCACCCCAUUUUCCGAGAGGGCAGUAAGGGCACCUUCAUAGUCACAUUUGAUGUUUUCUACAAGGCCACCCUGGGAGACACGUUGCUUCUGAGGGCCAAUGUAAGCAGUGAGAAUAAUAAGCCUACAACCAACAAGACCACCUUCCAGUUGGAGCUCCCAGUGAAAUAUGCCGUCUACACAGUGAUCAGCAGGAAGGAAGAAUCCACCAAGUACUUCAACUUUUCCACUUCUGAUGAAAAGAGCAGGAAAGAAGCUGAGCAUCGAUAUCAUGUGAAUAACCUGAGUCAGCGGGAUCUGGCCAUCAGCGUUCACUUCUGGGUUCCCGUCCUGCUGAACGGCGUGGCUGUGUGGGAUGUGGCUGCGGUGGCCUCCUCACAGAAUCUCCCUUGUGUGUCAGAGAUGGAACCUCCCCAGCAUUCUGACUUCCAGACUCGGAUUCCAAGGAGUCUUGUGCUGGACUGCUCCGUUGCUGCCUGCCGGAGGUUCCGCUGUGACGUCCCCUCCUUCGGCACCCAGGAAGAACUGGACUUCACCCUGAAGGGCAACCUCAGCUUCGGCUGGGUCAGCCAGACUCUGCAGAAGAAGGUAUCGGUGGUGAGUGUGGCGGAAAUCACGUUCGACAGAUCUGUGUAUGCCCAGCUCCCGGGCCAGGAGGCGUCUCUGAGAGCCCAGACGGAGGUGGUGCUGGAGAAGCAGGAGGUCCACAACCCCGUGCCCCUCAUUGUGGGCAGCUCCGUGGGAGGACUGCUGCUGCUGGCUCUCAUCACAGCCAUACUGUACAAGGUGCGUGCUCGCCUCCGGACCCCCAGCACGUGCUCCCACUGUUCACAGCAUAAGACAGCACUCCCCUUGGAGUCGGCCACGUUCUCGCUCAGUCACUGCAUGCGAGAGAGCCUCUUCCACCUCUGACAUCAGCAGUCCCCAGCUGUCCCCCAUGUGUGUGCUCCUAUCUGUUCUCAGGCUUCCUUUAAUCUCUCUCCCUUUCUUUCCCACUCACCUCUGCCUUUCUACAUGUUUCUC
Myotis brandtii (Brandt's bat) is the source of this 3620-nucleotide messenger RNA. RefSeq names its product integrin alpha-D. Gene Ontology annotation, molecular function: integrin binding. The transcript has 28 exons. Gene Ontology annotation, cellular component: integrin complex; external side of plasma membrane. The record is from RefSeq and is a predicted model, not a curated record. Gene Ontology annotation, biological process: cell-cell adhesion; cell adhesion mediated by integrin; cell-matrix adhesion. NCBI's taxonomy places the organism in Eukaryota, Metazoa, Chordata, Mammalia, Chiroptera, Vespertilionidae.